UACUGCACGGCUCCUGCAUCUCUUUGCCGCUCCGAGCUGGAAAUGCAACUGUUAGGAGCUUCGGAGGCUGCGGAGCUGGACGCGGAGGCGGCUGGGGAAGUCCGAGCGAUGUGACCAGGCCGCCGUCGCUCGUCUCCUCCUCUCGCCUGCCGCCUCCUGUCGUGAAAAUAACUUUUUUACUAUAAAGGAGAAAAAAAGUAGCUGUCCGCCCCUCCCGCCCUCUCUUCCUCUCAGCCCUCUGACCUGCGAGGGAGCCCGGGGUGGCCGCUCCGUCGUCGGGGCCGCGCCGCCGAGCCCCGGCCGCCCCGGGCCGCCCCCGCCCGCCGCCCCCAUGCAUCCCUUCUACACCCGGGCCGCCACCAUGAUAGGCGAGAUCGCCGCCGCCGUGUCCUUCAUCUCCAAGUUCCUCCGCACCAAGGGGCUCACGAGCGAGCGACAGCUGCAGACCUUCAGCCAGAGCCUGCAGGAGCUGCUGGCAGAACAUUAUAAACAUCACUGGUUCCCAGAAAAGCCGUGCAAGGGAUCAGGUUACCGUUGUAUUCGCAUCAACCAUAAAAUGGAUCCUCUGAUUGGACAGGCGGCACAGCGGAUUGGACUGAGCAGUCAGGAGCUGUUCAGGCUUCUCCCAAGUGAACUCACUCUCUGGGUUGACCCCUACGAAGUGUCCUACAGAAUUGGAGAGGAUGGUUCCAUCUGUGUGCUGUACGAAGCCUCACCAGCAGGAGGUAGCACUCAAAACAGCAGCAGCGUGCAAAUGGUAGACAGCAGAAUCAGCUGUAAGGAGGAACUUCUCUUGGGCAGAACAAGCCCUUCCAAAAACUACAAUAUGAUGACUGUAUCAGGUUAAGAUAUAGUCUAUGGAUGGAUCAUCUUAUAAUGGAUGGAUAAAUUUGAUUUUUGCUUUGGGUGGGCUCCUCUUGGGGAUGGAUUAUGGAAUUUAAACCAUGUCACAGCUGUGAAGAUCUGGCACAAGAUAGAGUGGUAAAAAAAAAAAUUUUUUUAAGUGACAGUGCCAUAGUUUGGACAGUACCUUUCAAUGAUUUAAUAGCCUGUGAGUCCAAGUAAAUGAUCACUUUAUUUGCUAGGGAGUGAAGUCCUAGGGUGGUUUCAGUUUCUCCCAGAUGUUAAACCUAAAUUUUUUCCAUCAAUCCCUUUAAGGCAAAUCUGUAUUUCAAAGAACCUUUCUCUGCAGUAGACCUUGCGGAGGAAAUUUGCACUAUUACACUUGAAAAUGGUUAACUUUUUUGGCAGCUGACUAGGAAAGCUCAACAUUUGAAACAUGGUAGUACUGGAAAUUUUGACAAGACUUUUACCUAGCACUUAAAUUUGUAUAAAUGUACAUAAGACAAACCUAGUAAGCAUGACCUGGGGAAAUGGUCAGACCUUGUAUUGUGUUUUUGGCCUUGAGAGUAGCAAGUGACCAGAAUCUGCCGUGGCAACAGGCUUUAAAAAGACCCUUAAAAAGACACUGUCUCAACUGUGGUGUUAGCACCAGCCAGCUCUCUGUACAUUUGCUAGCUUGUAGUUUUCUAAGACUGAGUAAACUUCUUAUUUUUAGAAAGUGGAGGUCUGGUUUGUAACUUUCCUUGUACUUAAUUGGGUAAAAGUCUUUUCCACAAACCACCAUCUAUUUUGUGAACUUUGUUAGUCAUCUUUUAUUUGGUAAAUUAUGAACUGGUGUAAAUUUGUACAGUUCAUGUAUAUUGAUUGUGGCAAAGUUGUACAGAUUUCUAUAUUUUGGAUGAGAAAUUUUUCUUCUCUCUAUAAUAAAUUGUUUCUUAUCUUGGCAUUUUAA
Molecule: messenger RNA, 1795 nt
Organism: Panthera uncia (snow leopard)
Lineage: Eukaryota; Metazoa; Chordata; Mammalia; Carnivora; Felidae
Gene: BTG1
Product: BTG anti-proliferation factor 1
Exons: 2
Coding region: 332-847 (171 amino acids)
Biological process (GO): negative regulation of mitotic cell cycle; negative regulation of cell population proliferation
Cellular component (GO): cytoplasm; nucleus
Source: RefSeq, a predicted model, not a curated record